Messenger RNA from Anguilla anguilla (European eel), 5584 nucleotides. RefSeq names its product apoptosis-stimulating of p53 protein 2-like. Gene Ontology annotation, biological process: regulation of apoptotic process; signal transduction. The transcript is spliced from 19 exons. Lineage: Eukaryota; Metazoa; Chordata; Actinopteri; Anguilliformes; Anguillidae. Gene Ontology annotation, molecular function: p53 binding. Gene Ontology annotation, cellular component: nucleus. The record is from RefSeq and is a predicted model, not a curated record. Bases 580 to 4005 code for a protein of 1141 amino acids.
UCACGCCAGGCAGGGCAACAGGCAAUUUACAUUGGGGAUUGUCCGGGGUGUCUGUGUAGGCUAUAUGUGCGACCACAACUGUGGAGUUUCCACAAUAAAUUAUUGUAGGUGUACUUUUUAUUUAGCCUACUUUGGAAUGCUGUAUUUAGACUGCAAUGUUGCUUUUCCUGCUGAAAGGCAAAAGGCUGACAACUUGCAUCAGGUGUGGACUAUUUUGUAAUGAUUAGCUGGCGAGCAGCUAAUCGUCACUGGAGAAACUUUACGCAUGAAACGGCUUUGUUUCCUCGCUUUGCAACAAGUUUCUACGAAGGAAUAAUUCGACUUGACAAAGGUGCCAAAUCGAAGCAGCAUCGUGAUAUAAACUACACGGACAGCUCUAUCAGCUUUUUUUUACAUUUCUUGAACUAUUUUUUUUAAACAAGGCGGGGCUAAAUUAGUUUGGUAGCUACCAAGCUACGGUCUAUCGGACAGAACAGAGGAAAACUCUUCUGGUCACCACUGCGGUUUGUUCUGGAUCGCAGGAACAGCUGUAACAUCUUCGAAUCCUCCCUCAAUCAACGGGAUUGGCAAUAGGUUUAAAUGCGGUACGAAGCUAAAAUGAUGCCGAUGUUCCUGACCGUGUACCUCAGUAACAAUGACCAGCAUUUUACUGAGGUGCCCGUCACCCCGGACACCCUCUGUCGGGACGUGGUGGAUCUGUGCAAGGAACCGGGGGAGAGCGACUGCUACCUGGCCGAGCAGUGGCGGGGCUCGGAGCGGGUGGUCGGGGAGGGGGAGAGGAUGCUGGACAUUCUGCAGCGCUGGGGCCAGCAGAGGGUCGAGGUGCACUUCUUUCUGCGGCACGAGCGCCCGCCCGGCCGUGACUCAGGUGGAUCCAGAGGUCCAGAGCACAUGGCCAAGCGGAACGGGGUGAAGGGUCCCACAGACAGACGCAUGGAGAACGGGGUGGGGCCCCCUCGUAUGGACAUGACCCUGACGGAGCUGCAGGAGAUGGCCUCCAGGCAGCAGCAGCAGAUCGACGCACAACAGCAGCUCCUGGCCUCCAAGGAGCAGCGGCUGCACUAUCUGAAGCAGCAGGACCAGCGGCAGCAGCAGCAGCAGCAGGCCUCGGAGCAAGAGAAGCUGCGGAGGCUGAGGGAGAAUGCAGAGAGUCAGGAGGCCCGGCUGAAGAAGGUCCGGGCCCUCAAGGGCCAGGUGGAGCAGAAACGCCUCGGCAACGGCAAACUGGUGGAAGAGCUAGAGCAGAUGAACAGCCUGUUUCAGCAGAAGCAGAGGGAGCUCGUGGCGGCCGUGACCAAGGUGGAGGAGCUGAGCCGCCAGCUGGACAUGCUGAAGAACGGCAAGAUGGAGGCCUUCCAUGACAACCAGAGCUCGGCGGCAGAGCUGGACCGCAUGUACAAGGAGCUGCAGCUGAGGAACCGGCUGAACCAGGAGCAGAACGCCAAGUUGCAGCACCACCGGGAGAGCCUGAACAAGCGCAACCAGGAGGUGGCGGCCAUGGACCGGCGCGUUGGCGAGCUGCGAGACCGUCUGUGGAAGAAGAAGGCCGCCCUGCAGCAGAAGGAGAACCUGCCCAAUGGCGUCCCCAUUAGAGAGAAGACUUCGAAAGGCGAUCAUCAAAAGCUCCCUGCAGAUGCGAACCCAGCACAGCAGAUCGGCCCCGCCCGCGUGGCGGCCGUGGGCCCCUACAGGCAGUCCGCUACCAUGCCACGCGGCUCCUCGAACGCCGGCGACGCCCUGCUAAAGCCCGCCUACCCCGACGGCACGGCCACCCUGCCCAUCCAGGACAGCCCCCUCAAAGCCCAGGCCAGGGGCAGAGCUCCCGCAGGGCCACGCCUACAUUCAGCCAAGGUGUCAGAGCAGGGAGGCUCUGUCCCAGAGUCCAACGGUGCCCAUGGCCCCUCCCGCACCCACGUGAUGGAGCAAGACGACACCGAGGUCCUGAAGAGGGACAGAGACAAGAAGGUGCGCCCCGUCUCCAUGUUCGAGUCCACAGAGCCGGCCACCACCUCCCUGCGCAAGAACCAGAGCAGCGAGGACCUGGUGCGGGAUGCUCAGAAUUCUGGGAUGGGGUCGGUCAAGGUCCCCCCACCAGUAGCCAGCAAACCCAAACAGGUGAACCUCUCGCUCGGGCUCCCGCCAGCCCAGCCCACCUACGGGAAGCCGGCCGUUAAUGCCGGAACCUUCCCCGGCAAGGCCAAAACUCCGGGCCAGCACUCGGCCCCUGGGCCGACCUCCUGGGGCUCCGGGGACCCGUCCCACAGCCAGACCCUGCCCCUGCCCCCCAAGCAGGAGCCCCCGGUGGCAGCGGCUGUGCGACCUUUUACCCCGGAGCUCGCCCCGCCCAAAGAGGCCGGCCCCCAGGGCUUCCACAAGCCCCCCACGGCUGCAGCCAGCUCCAUCUACUCCAUGUACACCCAGCAGCCCGGGAAGGUCUUCCAGACCGUGCAGGGAGCGCUGAGCCGGGCCCAGGGCAGACCCAGCCCCUUCGUUAGCGUGUAUGGGAAGCCUGUUGUCCCAGGAGGGGUUCAGCAGUCCCAGGUUGGGUACCUAGAGAACCCGUACGCAGAGCGGCUCCAUACGGAUGCUGAUCAGGGGGCCCCCACCCCUGCGACAGAGGGCCCAGAGACAGAGCGUACCCCCAGGCCCCUGAGCCCCACCAAGCUGCUGCCCUUCAUCUCGAACCCGUACCGGAACCAGAGCGACGUGGACCUGGAGGCGCUGCGGAAGAAGCUGUACCACGCGCCGCGGCCCCUGAAGAAGCGCAGCUCCAUCACCGAGCCCGAGGGCCCCGCGGGGCCCAACAUCCAGAAGAUGCUCUACCGGAAGGCCACGCUGGCCGCCAUGGAGACCAUCACAACCUCCACCCCUUUCUACCAGCCCAGCCCCCCCGGAGGGGAGGAGGAGAUCGCCGAGCCGGCCCCGGCCCCAGAGGCGGCCCCAGAGGCGGCACCAGAGGCAGCCCCAGCCCACGAACCCCCGCAGGAGGCCCCAUCCACCACGGGCGACGCCCCCGAACCGCCGGCCCCCGAGCCCAUCGUAGACAGUGACCUGGAGGACUUUGUCCCGCCUCCGCCACCCUCACACCCUGCCCCCACCCUCGGGGACCCCAACAGCUUCCCGCCGCCCCCGGCCUUGCCCCUGUCUGACGAGGACGAGGAGCCAGAACCUUCCCUUUCAUCACCCCCACCCGACUCCUUCCUGGAGGAGUUCCCCCCCUACCCACCACCCCCGUACCCCAGCGGAGCGGAGCAGGACAGCCUGGGGGAGGACCCCCUCAGCAUGAAGGCCCCUGAGGUCACGGGACAGGUCACCCUACCCCCGGGCAAGAGGACCAACCUACGCAAAGUGGGGUCGGAGCGCAUUGACCACGACAUGCGGGUCCGGUUCAACCCACUGUCCCUGCUGCUGGACUCGUCUCUGGAGGGCGAGUUCGACCUGGUCCAGAGGAUCAUCUACGAGGUGGAGGAUCCCAGCCUGCCCAACGAUGAGGGCAUCACCGCCCUGCACAACGCCGUCUGCGCCGGGCACACCGAGAUAGUCAAGUUCCUGGUGCAGUACGGCGUCAACGUCAACGCUGCCGACAGCGACGGCUGGACCCCCUUGCACUGUGCAGCCUCCUGCAAUAAUGUGCAGGUGUGUAAGUUCCUGGUGGAGUCGGGAGCAGCGGUGUUCGCCAUGACCCACAGCGACAUGCAGACUGCCGCAGACAAGUGUGAGGAGAUGGAGGAGGGCUACACGCAGUGCUCCCAGUUCCUGUACGGGGUCCAGGAGAAGAUGGGCAUUAUGAACAGGAGCAUGGUCUACGGCCUGUGGGACUAUGCAGGGGAGAACGAGGACGAGCUUCAGUUUGGGGAGGGUGACUGCAUGACCAUCCUGCGGCGCGAGGACGAGGACGAGAGCGAGUGGUGGUGGGCGCGCAUGGGUGACACCGAGGGGUACAUCCCCCGAAACCUGCUGGGGCUGUAUCCAAGAAUCAAGCCACGGCAGAGAAGUCUGGCCUAGGCCUAAAUGGUGUGGGUUCUCAUGGAUCCUGAAGUCCAGUUCCAUGCGCACACUGCACCACUGAUGGACAGAAGCACUUUGACCUUUUUAGGAGGCUGACGACGGGGUGAAGAAAAAACUAAACAGAUGAAGGAUCUUGGACUCAAACAUGGACGUUCCUUUACGCACCGCUCCUGGACCGCUGACUCGUGCCGGUCGAAAGAAUGACUACUGUUUUUAGACGGAAAGACGGACAGCUUAUACGAGCGCCUUUCUGGAGAAUACUUCUGUACAGGAAAGAAGCAUCUGUUGUUUCUAACUGCUGUAUACGACUCUUUUAUAGGGGGAAAGCUCUGAACAAACAGUAUUUUUAAGCAGAGGGUGAAUUUUCUUAGAUUUCUUUACAAGCACAAUCUUAUCUUUCGGGUUAUUACUUGGGGGAAGGGUUUGUACUUUUAAAGGAGCCAGGCCUUUUUAAUACAUGACAGAAGUAUGCAUGAGAUGAUGAUAAUGGAUGAACGGAUGCUACGUUGUUGUGAGAAUUUCACUGAAGCGGAAGUUGUCUCGGUUCCCAGUCCCUUUCGUUUGGACAAUCUCCUGGGGACACCGUGGUGUGUCUGUGUUUCUGUUACGGUUUCUAUGUAUUCGAUCAAAGUAUUCUUUUGGAUUUUUUCAUAUACUGUUUCACAGCCAUUUUCCAUGGUGUAGGACUCAUGUAAUGUACGCACGUGUGCUUGUCAGCUUAGCCUCCUGCUUCACCCAUAUCAAAUGAUGGACAGGCUACGGUGUGCCGUUUUUGUCCAUCAAUUGUAUAUUAAUGCACUAACAUAAGCUAUUUGCAGUGGCGCACCCUGCAGGAUGUUAACAUCUCAACAGAAUGUUACCGGUGUUCACUUAAAAUGAAUUCUGUCAGAUAUUGCUUGUCACCAAAGCUGGCUAAAAGCACACAUACUUUUUUUCAUUAUUAUUUUUUUAUAUGCAUAUAGCCACUAACUAAUUCAUGGCCAGUCAUGUUCGGUACAGAACUGUGAAAUGAUAUUUUUUUAUUAUGUUGUGUAUGAACUGUCAAUGUGAGAAAUCCACUUCAGAAAUGCCACUGCUGUUGUCUGCUAUGGGUCAUGUGUGAACAGCGAGCCUGCUGUGUUGGGGGGUCUCCAAUGGGACCUCCAAUGGGGCCACCAGAGAGACUGCAAAUGGAAAAAACUGCAUUGUUUCAGUUCCUGCAACAAAAAACACUCGCUACCCCACCUCCCUCAGCCUGCAGGUAAUGUCGUAGACAUGUCAUUUUACAGUUAGUCUCACUGAAAGCAGCGGCAGUCAUAACUGAAACCUUUUUCUAUUCGUCGACCAGAGAUCACAUGACCUCUGGAGCCUCCGCUACAGUGGUAAUCAGUCAAUUCAUUGUCGCAGAUGAGAACUUUGCCUUGCAGGCUGGCUAACACACAUGAUGUGGUAAUGAGAACAAAAACCUAUAGCACAUGCACAACUGUCAUAUCUACGAGUAUAUUUAUUUUUGUUUGUUUUGUUGUAAUUGUCAAAACUUGUAACAUCACGUUUUGUUUGAUUAAUUUACAAUAAAGUACUUUGAAUACAAACCAUA